Theobroma cacao (cacao) is the source of this 3074-nucleotide messenger RNA. Its product is annotated as Pentatricopeptide repeat (PPR) superfamily protein. Lineage: Eukaryota; Viridiplantae; Streptophyta; Magnoliopsida; Malvales; Malvaceae. Gene Ontology annotation, molecular function: protein binding. The record is from RefSeq and is a predicted model, not a curated record.
GCUGGUCUGGGUGUUAAUCUAGUUGGAAAUACCUAUCGGAGUUGUCGUGUUGGAAACAGACGAAGGAUCCAUCAUCUCUUCCGGAGCAAAGAUAAUGAUAAUGCUGUUAAAUUCAAUCAAACAUGCGGCAAAAUCCAGUCCAAUUCUCCUGCUGAAAAAUGGUAAUCGUAAUUCUGAUUCUUACUCUUACUCUUGUUUGAUCCUCUCCCAAUCUCGCUCUCCCAACAACUCCUCAUCACCCCAUCAUCUCAACCUGAGCGCCGCGGACGUGGUAGCAUCCUUCAAGGACUGGUUCAAGGCUCGGAACACAGCUCUCCUCGACCGCAUUUUCACCAUCCUAAACUCCCAAGGCCAAGCCGCAUUGGACGAUGCAUCCUCCAGGCGUGCCGCUGACCUUGCUCUGUCCCACCUCAACCUCCGUCUCUCCGAGACCUUUGUCCUCCAGGUCCUCUCCUACGGCCGCACCUCCUCGCAAGAUGUUCUCUCCUGCCUCAAGUUCUUCGACUGGGCAGGCCGCCAACCUGGGUUUUACCACACCCGAGCCACCUUCCAUUCCAUCUUCAAGAUUCUGUCGAAAGCGAAGCUCAUGUCUUUGACGCUUGAGUUUUUGCAGGAUUAUAUGGCCCAUAGGUACAUUCACAAGGUCAGGUUCCACGACACUUUGGUCAUGGGCUAUGCCAUUGCAGGGAAACCAGAGAUGGCACUCCAGCUGUUCGGCAGAAUGCGGUUCCAGGGUCUUGACUUGGAUGACUUCGCCUUCCACGUGCUUUUGAAUGCUCUUGUAGAGGAGAGUUGCUUUGACGCCGUUGACAUGAUUGCUAAGCAGAUUUCUAUGAGGGGUUUGGAGAAUGACAUGACCCACUCCAUCAUGCUGAAAUUCUGGUGCAAGCAGAAUAAGUUGGAUGAGGCGGAGGCCUACUUGCGUCGCUUGGCGGAGGGUGGGAACCAUGUUGUUGGGCAUGGUCUCAGUGUGAUUGUGGAUGCGCUUUGCAAGUGUAAGAAGUUCAAGCAUGCCGUCACCUUGUUGGAGGAGUUUAGGGAGCUGAAUGUGCCAAUGGAGCAAGCCUAUGGGAUGUGGCUUAGAAAUCUUGUGCAACAUGGGAGGUUAAAUGGGGCUUUGGAGUUUCUCAUGAGCAAGAAAUCAUUAGACGGAUAUGUUCCUGACGUGUUUCGAUACAAUUUUUUGGUGUUAAGACUAUUAAGGGAGAACCGCCUUGAGGAUGUUUGUGAUUUGUUAAUUGAAAUGGAGGAAGAUGGUAUUUUACCUGAUAAGGUUACCAUGAAUGCUGUUUUAUGUUUCCUUUGUAAGGCUGGGAUGGUGGAUGUUGCCAUUGAGUUGUAUAACUCCAGGUCAGAAUUUGGACUCUCGCUUAAUGGCAUGGCUUAUAACUAUUUGAUCAAUGUCUUAUGUGGAAAUGGGGGUAUUGAUGAAGCUUACCAUGUGUUAAGAAAUUCAAUUGAUGAAGGUUAUUUCCCUGGUAAAAAAACCUUCGCUAUUCUUGCGGAUGCCUUGUGCAGGGAGGGAAAACUUGACAAGAUGAAGGAGCUGGUGGUUUUUGCCCUAGAGCGAAAUGUUAUGCCCAGCAAUUCUCUAUAUGACAAGUUUAUUGAAGCUCUGUGUAAAGCAAAGAGGGUUGAAGAUGGAUAUUUAAUACACGGUGAACUUAGUAGAAUAAACAAAGAUAUGGCAAGGAGUACUUACUUUCACUUGAUUCAGGGUUUUAACAAGUCAAAUAGGGGAGAUAUUGCCGCAAGAUUACUACUUGAAAUGCAGGAGAAGGGCCAUAGAGUAACUAGAAAAUUGUUUAGAACUGUUAUCUGUUGCCUGUGUGAUAUGCAAAGUCCGGAAAACCAGUUCUUCAAAUUGCUGGAAAUCCAAUUGUCUCGUUGUGAACCUAGCUCUCAUACUUAUGACUUCUUCAUUGAUGGAGCUGGUCAUGCCAAAAGGCCUGAAUUAGCUAGAGAAGUAUUUGAGAUGAUGCUAAGAAGUGGGAUUAAGCCCGCUCUGAGUUCCGACGUUCUUAUGUUGCAUAGUUACCUAAGGAAUGAUAGAAUUUCUGAUGCUCUAAAUUUCUUUAAUGAUGUACGCCAGAGAAGAAGGAUAGGCAGAAGACUAUAUAGUUCCAUGGUCGUUGGUCUUUGCAAAGCCAACAGGGCAGAUUAUGCAUUGAAAUUCAUGGAAGAAAUGAGGGCUAAUAAUGUAUUUCCAAGUAUGGAAUGUUAUGAGUAUCUUAUACAGCUGCUGUGCUCAAAGAAAUGCUAUGAUUUGGUUGUAGGUCUUGUUAAUGAGUUGGAGAAAACUAGGGGUCAUGUUACAUCUUUUAUUGGUAAUGUACUUUUGUUACAUUCUUUUAGGACUAAAGAUCUGUAUAGGGCUUGGAUUCGAUUGAGAGGUGUGCAAGAUGAGACAUCAGAUGUUUCAUUGCUUGGGCAACUCAUUGGAGUAUUUUCCGGUUGUAUUGAAGUGAGCCAAGAGGUUGAGAGGUUGGAAGAGAUGAUUGAAGUGUGUUUCCCACUGGACAUCUACACAUACAAUUUGCUAUUGAGGAAACUAAGUGUAAGCGAUGUGGACCAUACUUGGGAGUUGUAUGACUGGAUAUGCCAGAAGGGGUAUGAGCCGAAUCGAUGGACUUACGACAUCAUAGUACAUAGUCUCCUCAGAAAGGGGAGGAGGGAUGAGGCCAGCAGAUGGGUGGAGGAGAUGUUUAGAAAAGGGUUUGAUCUAACGGAGAAUACCAAACUGUUAAUCUAGCAGUUUCUUUUUGGUAAAACUACAAUCUAGGUAUUCAAUAGUAGCUAAUCAUUCAGAAUGUCUUUGUGAAACUGUAGAGAGAUGGACAUGUUGGAGGCCUGAUUCGAUUGAUUUAUGUGGAAUCAAUAGUCAUUUCUUUUUUGUAUAAUGCUGUAUUGGCAAUCAAUUGUCAUUUCUUUUUUGUGUAAUGCUGCAUUGACUAUGGGUGAACUUGGUCUUCUGUUUAUACCAUGAAUGUUUUGCCUUCUAAUCAAACCAAUUGAACUGUAUUCUGUUCAAAAUGUCCUUCGAUUAGAACACUACAGGAGCUACUUCUUUUUUU